GGUAGAUGAAGCGGCUGAAGGGUUUUAUCUGAUGUUUGACACUAUCAGUAACCAACUCGAUGUUUCGCUAGAUCUUCUCAAGACUAUGAGUCUAUUUAGCUUGGUUCUUGCCGAAUACGUCGGGAUAGGGAUCAAGGGUUGGUAUUUUUCUCUCAUCGUGACCCCGGCUGGUGAUGACCCUAAGAUAUUGAAGCGAGUUGGCUGGCAUGUCGGAACACAGGCCCAGUUUGGACCUCCUGACAUUCACACGUUCCGGUCGAUAAUAACAUUGGUUUGACUUUGUUACUAAUGUUCCGAAUUACUUUGGCGAAUGGAAAUCUUAGACUGGGAAGAGCUCCCUCUUGCGACACUGGUCAAGUACAUAUCACCACACGGUGUGCGAAAGAAUCGUUUCCUCAGGCAAAAACACAGCUCAUCUUUCUCGCCAGUUGGUAUGCCCCGUUUCCUCUUCGUGUUCCCUUGUUGCAUGUCUUUCUCUGUGUCAUAGCGAGUUUCGUGAUAUUUAUGAGAUUAUUUUAGACAUAUAAAAUACAAUGAAUCAAAA
This is a messenger RNA of Aspergillus pseudonomiae, 544 nucleotides long. RefSeq lists its product as uncharacterized. The transcript has a single exon. The record is from RefSeq and is a predicted model, not a curated record. Bases 32 to 277 code for a protein of 81 amino acids. NCBI's taxonomy places the organism in Eukaryota, Fungi, Ascomycota, Eurotiomycetes, Eurotiales, Aspergillaceae.